Molecule: messenger RNA, 588 nt
Organism: Calliphora vicina (urban bluebottle blowfly)
Lineage: Eukaryota; Metazoa; Arthropoda; Insecta; Diptera; Calliphoridae
Exons: 3
Coding region: 1-588 (195 amino acids)
Source: RefSeq, a predicted model, not a curated record
AUGGCGACUAAAAACCUGAGUAAAAGCUUAACGAUAAUUUCUCUAAUCAAUGUAGUAUUCUUGAUUGUGAGAACGGCAGGACAGAUGCUAGGAAUGAAAACCUGGUCGUAUGAACUUAAAUCACUUACUGCACAAACUUCAGAUACGGAAAAACUGAAAAUUGAUUUGCAAAUUGAAAGAAUUUCUCGUGGUGUCUAUGCCAUUUCCGGUACUGCACUUAUUAAUAUUGAUAUUGUCGAUGGUGAUUCAAAUACUGUUGCAGCUAAAUCUUAUCGCAGUGCCCAGGGUGAUAAUGAAUACAUUGUUUUACCCUUUCAAAUGCCUGCCUUACACUUUCAUACAUUUUUAAACACUCACUACAAAGAUGUUUUAAUGGACACCUUAAAGGACUGCUCAGAUUUACCGGCUUUUGAGGAUAAAUUUGAACCACCUUUGGAAAAGAAAUUAUAUACCUUAAAUGCCUGCCAGUUUUCUCAAGAUGGCCUGCCUAAUUAUUUACAAGGUGGUUUCUAUAAACUUUUAAUUAUUGGCACGGGAGAUGUUGAUUGGGAAAUUGAAAUAGUUUCGGAAAUUACAACCGAAAUGUAA